GUUAUAAUAUAUUGUUGACUUAUUUAGAAAUAUAUGGUUAUAGUUGAAGUGAAACUCAUUAAUAACUGAUUAAAAUAUGUUUACUCUUGAACUUGCAAUUCCAAGUAGCUGGUAUUACAUCACACUCUAAAAGGGUUUUGAUAAUUUGUUUAUGCAUUAUGGGGGCCCCAACAUACUAAACACAUUAGUUUUAGUAUGUUAGUCUUAAUUUAGCACAUUAGUAAGGCUGAAUGAUAUGCAACUGUACACUUUAAAACUGUGGAUCUUAAUAACAUGCAUGAUCCUCUGUCUUGCCUGGUACUAAACGCAUGGCACCCAUUGAUCAUUUCUGCUGACAUUGUGGCACAGUAAAGUACGAAAUCUCUCACUGAAACAACAACUAUGACUGACAUUUUUCUCUGAAGAGAUUACAUAGAUCCCAAACAUGAGGGGGCAUCCAUGUAUGUAUGACAAGUGCACCAAGAAAUUAGACUGCGCUAAGGCUCUUAGCAAGUCUGGCCUGUCAUUAAAAUUGUAUGACCAUUUUAGCACCACUGUGGCUGUACACAAGUGACAUACAGUAAUCAACACUAAGCAUUUUCCUGUAAUUAUUUACACAAAAACAACAAGAAAAGAUCAAUAUUACUGAAGUCAAUCUUUAGCCCAAAAAACAGCAGGGUGGGAUGUCAAAUACCAGUUACGUUUGUGCAAGCCCUUUAAAAGUCCUAGUGUUAUGUAAAUGAAAUAACAAAGAUGUAAAGUGAAUCAGGCGAUACACAGGAACAUGAUAAGACAUCAGAGGCUUGUUGCUAUGCUAAUGAGAGUUUCCUUGUUGCCUCUCUGCAGAGGAUAUAUUUAUUUUCAAUAACGCAUCCCCCACACUUCCCUAUCCUACUCCUCCUACUCUCUCUCUCCCUAUCUUCCAUUACUCUAUCCUUUCUCUCCUCAUGUCACUGUGACAGAAAGAUGUUGCAUUGAAGGACAGACAGAUAAUGUAUGCAACUCCUGCUGUCUAAAGACCAAUUCUUGUCUGGGAUCUUUUUGCAAAUCUACCACAGGUUUUCUGAUGAACUCACUCAUACAGUACUACCUCAUGAUGAUGACCUUCUCCUGAAUCGCUGAAUCAACCCCCCUUCCAUGCACACAUCUAAACUGGUGAUCACAAAUGUCUCAGUGAUCACAUGUCAUGGUGAUUUGACACACAUGGACUCUAAUAAUCUGCUCUACUCACACCAUCUCCAUUGAUUGAGGGUUCAGCAUGUCGAGGGGCAAACUGGGGACCUGUGCUCGAUUUUCAUGCCAUUGGCAGCUGGAGCCAGGCGUACAGAGACUGAUGAGAAAGGUGGAAAGUGAAGGCCCGUUCCAUUAGUGCUCCCAGGGACAUGUGCCUAAACUCUGCCUGGACACACUGACCUCUCGUGGAAAGAUGCUGGACAUUAUUAUGGUGUACACUAAAGAAUAUACAUGGCUGGCUGACAAACUCUGCCUCUUGGAGUACAAGCAAAUGGAUGUAACUGCUUUUUUGUAUUCACAGAUCUGACUCUCUUUUCACGGAGGACAAAAAAGCAAAAGGCAAGGAUUUGGAUCAUUGUACUAUGAGCAGUACAUUCCAGCCCUGUGCAGGGGAAAGAGUCUGUGUUUCUUUGUUUUCUUGGUUGGAUGGGUCUCUUCUGCCUGGGAAUAUCAUGAGAUUAUAAACAGGAGGUGGCCCUGACAUCUUAUCCUUAUUCCACUCAUCCAUCAGAGCUCCAAACAUUGCCAAAGCAAACGGACCACAGAUUGUAGAAAAAGGCUGUAGAGGACAUUUGCAUAAUUAUUCUCUAAAAUCCACUGGUUGUAGGUGGCGGAUUCUUUAGCUUUCUUACCAUUAAGGUCAGAAAAAAAGCUGGCAGCCCAUAGACACUCUUGAGCGAGACGGACAGGUGUUUUUCCGGCUAUCAGCCUCUCUGGGAGGGACUAGAAGUGAAAGGAAAAGCCUCGCUGGGGGGCUCUGCUAGAGCGGAAACCCACUUCCACUGGCUAUGUUUGGAUGUGAUGCUGGUCUCUGUGGAUACAACAUGGACUCUAUGGCCUGAUUUUGCAGCCUUGGUAUUCAGAUAGUGCUGGAGGGAAGGGAUAAUGCAUAUCCUUCCCUGCCCGGAACAAGAAGCCACAAUGAGCAACGUAACGGUCACCGACAACACUGAACCCAUGAGUCGCACCAUGAGUCCGGCAACCCCCAGCCCGUAUCCCUAUCCUGUCAGUUUCCAGGUCUCCCUGACUGGCUUCCUCAUGCUGGAAAUCCUCCUGGGAAUGAGCUCUAACCUCACUGUGCUUGCCCUCUAUUGUAUGAAGUCAAACCUCAUUAGUUCCGUCAGUAACAUUGUUACGAUGAACCUCCAUGUGUUGGAUGUGCUAGUUUGUGUGUGCUGCAUCCCCCUUACCAUUGUGGUGGUGUUGCUCUCUUUGGAGGGAGACACUGCCCUCGUCUGCUGCUUCCAUGAAGCCUGUGUCUCCUUUGCUAGUGUUGCUACUGCUGCUAAUGUGCUUGCUAUCACCCUUGAUCGCUACGACAUCUCGGUCAAACCAGCCAACCGGGUGCUGACAAUGGGCCGUGCCCUGACCCUGCUGGCUGCCAUUUGGGUGCUAUCCUUUGUUAGUUUCCUCGUCCCCUUUAUUGAGGUGGGCUUCUUCGCCCAGGGCCAUGCUGAUCUGAACCAGACAGUGGUGGAGAAUGUGGUCCACGCUAACCAGUAUUAUACAGAACUUGGCCUCUAUUACCACCUGCUUGCUCAGAUUCCUAUUUUCUUCUUUACUGCCGUUGUCAUGCUCAUCACCUACACAAAGAUCCUGCAGGCACUCAACAUUCGCAUCGGUACACGUUUCCACACUUCACAGAAGAAGAAGGCUCGCAGGAAAAAGCGGCCAUCCAUGACAGCCAUGACAACGCAGCAAGAAGCCACAGAUGCAUCCCAGAGCAGUGGUAGUCGCAACCCCACACUGGGAAUGCGUACCUCUGUCUCUGUCAUCAUUGCCCUGCGUAGGGCUGUUAAGCGGCACAGAGAAAGGCGAGAGCGCCAAAAGAGGGUUUUCAGGAUGUCCCUCCUGAUUGUUUCUACCUUCCUGCUGUGCUGGACGCCUAUCACAGUGCUCAACACAGUUAUCCUGAGUGUGGGCCCCAGUGACCUAAUGGUCAAGUUGAGACUGGGCUUCCUGGUCAUGGCUUAUGGGACCACUAUUUUUCACCCUCUACUCUAUGCCUUCACAAGGCAGAAGUUUCAGAAAGUCUUGAAAAGCAAGAUGAAGAAGCGAGUGGUGUCGAUCAUUGAAGCAGAUCCUACCCCUAAUAAUGCCAUUAUCCACAACUCCUGGAUCGACCCAAAGCGGAACAAAAAGGUGACAUUUGAGGACAGAGAUGCCCGACAAAAAUGUCUGUCUUCUGAGGACGUGGAAUAAAAGAAAGAACUCCUCAUCUUUAAGGUCUAAAGUCAAUAAAAAGCAGCUAAAACUGACAUCAGGUCAUGAUGAAAAAGGGAAAAUGUUAAUCCAAAGCAGCAAUGUAAAUAUGUGCAAUAGAAUGUACAAAAUCAAGAGGUGGAUAAUUUAUUACUAUUUAUUGAGAACAAACGUAGGUACGUACUGUAGAUAUUGCAUGGCUUUUUGUAACGGUAGCAACAUACAGUGCAUUGUGUACAAACAUAAUACACGUACAGCAUAGGGUAAACAAGGUAUAUAAAUAGAAUGAGAAGUAGGAAUUAUUAUGUAUAUGUAUUAUAAAUUUCGUGUUCACUCACCUAAGCAGCAAAAGGCCUCCAAUUAUCCCCUCCCCCAAGUAAAGUGUUUAUUCUGUAACAACUGUGAGAUUACUGCCAUUCAUCACCCUGCCCUUGGUCCCCAGUGACCACUGGCCUUUGACUGCAAGCCCUCUGAGGGAAGGUAGACAGACAGGUCAAAGAUGAAGAGACAGGCAUGGAAAGGAAGUAGCAAAAGUAGUGUCUGUUAUGUUGCAAUAGUCGAAAAAGCUAUGGUGUACUGUUCACAAUCACUGCUUUUAAAGUUAAAGAUCAGUUGCAUUCCACAGACAAAACAGAAGACCAUGUUUCUCAUCACCUUGUUUGACAUAAACCAGAUGUAAUCAAAGCCUAGUCUGUUUCCCUUUAACGGUCAUGUCUUUGAGCCAAAUGGAAAAUCUACAGUUGCCUUAUUUUGGUUUGAAGACUUGAGCAUGAGUUUAUGGUGAGACAGGGACUGUGACAAGAAGAGCACAUAUUGAACAUAAUAAAAAAAAAAAAAAUAUAUAUAUUGUUUUAAUUCUAAAAGUGAAUAAAAUUCUCAGAUGCUGUUUUAAUAAAGAAGUUAUUUAAUCAAACUAAAAGAAAAUGUUGAAAAUGGUUGUAUUAUCAAAUUGUCUGUUUUUAAUAACACUAGCCGAAAAACAACGCUCUCCAAAUAAGCAAAUCCAUAACUGCAAUAAAGAGCUACUGCAAAAAUCUUAAGCUUAAUAAAAAAUUCUGUUUACAAU
This is a messenger RNA of Etheostoma cragini (Arkansas darter), 4480 nucleotides long. RefSeq names its product G-protein coupled receptor 22-like. The transcript is spliced from 2 exons. Gene Ontology annotation, molecular function: G protein-coupled receptor activity; peptide binding. Gene Ontology annotation, cellular component: membrane. NCBI's taxonomy places the organism in Eukaryota, Metazoa, Chordata, Actinopteri, Perciformes, Percidae. The record is from RefSeq and is a predicted model, not a curated record. The coding region runs from base 2098 to 3414 and encodes 438 amino acids. Gene Ontology annotation, biological process: G protein-coupled receptor signaling pathway.